ACCUUGCUUGCAGGCUGCUUGUUCACAUGUUUUUAUUUUAUGUUUUUUUUCGACAACAACAUCAUCAUCAUCAUCACCAUCACCAUAAUUUAACAUUAUAUUUUUAGAGCAAUAUUGUCUUAAUUUAAAGUGAUUUUUUGUGACAUUUGUAUAAAAUGGAUGCGGAUACAAUAUGUUUAGAUGACUCGGAUUUAGCUGCCAUCGAUGCUGAUGAAUUAUUAAGACAAUUAACUUGCUCCAAUAACCAAUUGGCUGAUCCGAUCGCCAUGCUGGUUGAAGAUAAUGCUGCUGCAUCGGCUUUGGUUGCUUCAAUCAACAAUAGUUUAAUGAAUGGUUCCCCUACAGAUACUUUAACCGAAUCAUCUUUAAUAUCAUCUUCACUAUCAUCCACAUGCCCAUCUACAACUUCAACAAUUACAACCUCUCCAACAAUGGUGGAAACCAAUGGAAAUAUCAUCAAUAUUAGUAACAAUCAAAAUUUAAACCAUCACAUUAAUAACACUGUUGUCAAUGAUUUUGAUUUAAUGUAUACGGAUGAGGAUGGAAUCGAAGAAGAAGAUGAAGAUAAAUUAGCAUCUAUAGAAGGAGUUGAUAUUGAUGUUUCCUUAGAUAAAUUAUGUAAUGUUUUAAAAAAUGAUUAUCCUGAUUUGUUUACAUAUGCAUUCUAUUUGCAAGAUAGACAGUUGUGUUUCGGUGAACCAAUUAUUGAUCAAGGUAAUCUAAUUGAUGGAGCCAGAAGUCAAACCAGUCUAAUUAAUUUGAAACUUAAAAUUGAAUCGGAAACUAAGACGGUUACCAUAGUUGAUAUUUUAAAACCUGAAGAUGAUGACGAAGAGUACGAUGAUGACCGUAUCAUCUCAAAUUCUGGUAUUAUUCACAACAUUAAUAGUAAUCAACAGAGUGGACGGGUUGGACAAACAGGGGAUGAUUAUGACGAUGAUGAAUUAUAUACCAACUCCAGCUCAACUCGGGCCAAUAUGAAAACAUGUCUUUCACUAAAAGAAAAAAAGCUAAUUGGAGGUGUCAAAAGAAAUUCAGCCAAAGCAAUCAAAACAAUUGAAUUGGAUAAAAUUGAGCCUUUAUGCCAAGGCAAUAGGUCAGGUAAUAAUGGACAAAUUCAAUUGUGGAGGUUUCUCUUGGAAUUAUUGACAGAUGCUGAUUAUCGGGAAUUUAUACGUUGGGAAGGUGUUGAAGGGGAAUUUAAAUUUAUUAAACCUGAAAUGGUUGCACAAUUAUGGGGUCAAAGGAAAAAUAAGCCUACAAUGAAUUAUGAUAAAUUAAGUCGAGCUUUACGUUACUAUUAUGAUGGCGAUAUGAUUGCACGUGUUAAUGGUAAACGUUAUGUAUACAAAUUUGUCUGCGAUCUCAAAAGUUUAAUUGGUUAUGAUGCUCAAGAAUUGGAUGCCAUGGUAAUUGAUACACAAUUGCGUCGAAGUAAUCGACUGUGUUGACAAAAGUAUGUAAAUUGUUUCAACAAUUUUUCUACUCCUGAAAAUGUUUAUUUAAAAAUACUGAUAAGCUUGAUUAAAAGGUACCAAACCAAAUUUAAAUUAACCUUGCUCUUUUUUGAUAAUGCAUCAAAAUUUAUCUGCUAUUAUCAAAAUUUCAAUAAAAGGUUGAUAUUUAUUACA
Molecule: messenger RNA, 1631 nt
Organism: Tetranychus urticae (two-spotted spider mite)
Lineage: Eukaryota; Metazoa; Arthropoda; Arachnida; Trombidiformes; Tetranychidae
Biological process (GO): regulation of transcription by RNA polymerase II; cell differentiation
Cellular component (GO): nucleus
Molecular function (GO): DNA-binding transcription factor activity, RNA polymerase II-specific; sequence-specific DNA binding
Source: RefSeq, a predicted model, not a curated record